AUGAACGCGUUGAGCUUGAGAGUGACUGUCAAAAUAAUUUAUUAUUUAAAUGUUUGUUGUGUAUGCCAAAAAUUAAAAAAAUAUCUACCUACGUCAAAAUCUUCAAAUUCCAAUCUAAGAAGAUAUAUUAAACUUGUACAUCCAAACGACUUGGAUAAUUUUAAUAAUUCUGCAAAAAAGAGGCCAAACAUCAAUUUAAAUCAAUGCAGUAAACAAUUGAAGUUAGAAGAAGUUGGAAAAAUAUCUGUGAAAAAGUUAUCUCAAGCUGAAUUUGAUGCUGCAAAUUUGCAGCUUAUAGUUAGUACGGUAUCUCCUUUUUCUUUUAUAGAGCACCCUGCAUUUUUGAGAUACUGUAAAAUUACUAGCAAUAAAGUUCCCGUCUCAAGAAGAACAUUAAUGCGCAAUGUUCAAUGCAUUUAUGAACAAAUGAUUUCACAACUAAAAAAUGACUUGGAAAACAUAAGAUAUGUGUGCUUAACAGCUGAUUGUUGGAGUAUAUUUCACAGAUCGUACAUAGGUUUCACUGUACAUUGGAUUUAUCCUGAAACAUUGCAACGAAAUUCUAAAGGACUUGCUUGCAGAAGGAUGAUUGGUAGACAUACGUAUGACAAUAUUGCAGAAGUUAUUGAUAAAAUCCUUAAUGAAUUUAAAAUUCAUAAAAAAACUACUCUCAUAGUUACAGACAAUGCGGCAAACUUUGUUAAAGCUUUCAGAGUAUUCAAUAAUGAUAAUUGUGAUAGUAUACAGGAAAAUGCUGACUCUGAUGGACUAGAAACCCCAAGAUCAAUUGAAAUUUCUGAUGUACUAGAUAAUGUAAAUACAGAAAAAUCCACUGCAGCCCAUACAUUAAACUUAAUAGCAACAAGAGACAUUCUAGAAGCUGAGAAGGAUGCUACAUACAAGGCGAUUAGUAGACGAGUUUUUAGCAAAUGUCAAUCAAUAUUUAAUAAACAAAACCAAUCAACGUUAAAUGCAGACAAAAUCAAAGAAAUACUUGGUCGUUAUCCUAAUGCCACAAGAUGGAAUUCUUAUUAUGAUGCAAUCAAUUGUAUAGUGGAAAAUAUUGAUAAAAUUGAUGAUAUUUGUAUCAAAUUAGAAUUGGUUUCCUUUUCAAAACCUCGGGAAGUUGGAUUUUUAAAAGAGUAUUGCAAAGUUAUGAAACCUUCAUCAAAAGCAUUAGACAUUUUACAAGGAGAUAAAUCUGUGUGCCUGGGAUUUCUUCACCCAACAAUUAAUGCUGUUCACAAAUCUUUAAACGGAUUAAACAAUAAUAUUGUCUUCUGCAAACCUCUUAUUCUUGCAUUGAAAAGAGGGUUAAAUAAAAGGUUUCAUAAUUAUUUUAUAUCAAAGUCAUGCCAGGUAGCUGCUACUUUAAUUCCUAAAUUUAAACUCAAUUGGACAGCUAAUGAAAAUAGAGAUGAAAUAAAACAACAUCUUAUAGAAAUUGUAAGUAACAAUACUUCUAUAAAUAUAUUGAGUUCUCAAGAAUCAAAUCAAUCAUCGAUAUCUGCUACUGAACAGUUUGAAAAUAGUGAUUCAGAAGAUGAUUUUCUCACCUUUGGAGAAAAUGAAAUUAUCAGUGAAAACAGUGGCACUGAAUUACUUAUUAAUAAUUAUUUGUCAAAUUCAAAUUUAACAAACCCUUUGGACUUACCAUUAGCAUUAAAAGAAGCAUAUAUCAAAUACAAUACAGCAGUUCCAUCAUCGGCACAUGUUGAACGCAUAUUUAGUGCCGGAGGGCAACUAUAUGAUAAAAGAAGAGGAUCUAUGUGUGAUAAAAAUUUUGAGAUGUCUCUUCUGCUGAAGUUCAAUAAGUUUUUUGAUGAUUAA
Messenger RNA from Macrosiphum euphorbiae (potato aphid), 1830 nucleotides. The record is from the annotation of a GenBank genome assembly. Lineage: Eukaryota; Metazoa; Arthropoda; Insecta; Hemiptera; Aphididae.